AUGUCACAAUUGUUAUACAAGUAUUUUUUACAAAAAACGAAUCUUGAUCAUUUAGUUACUUUUGGAGAUGCUAACCAUGAUCCAUAUUUUGAAGAGAUUCCGGAUAACGAAUUACACUUUUAUCAGCGGAAAGGAGCUAAAAGAAGAAGAAAAUUACCUGACUUCAUUCCGAAGCAUGAUUUAAAGAUUUUGAAUAGUGUUAAAAACCGAGCUUAUCGAUUGGACUUACUGUUGAACUUGUGUGGAUUAAGAAUAGGUUGGGCUGGAGUCAUUGGGUUGAUUCCUUGGAUAGGUGACAUUAUUGCCUUUUAUUUUGCAUUGCAAUUGGUUAGAAAGGCAAGAACUAUAGAGGGAGGGUUACCAAAAGGGUUGGAAGCGGAAAUGAUGGCCAAUGUCAUGUUCGAUUUUGGUAUUGGAUUAAUUCCAAUUGUCGGAGACUUUAUCAACGUUUUGUAUAAAUGUAAUUCAAGGAAUUUCAUAUUAUUGGAAAAAUAUUUGGUCAAGAAGUAUGGUGCCAUUGCAAACCCGCUUCCUCCUUCCAACCCUUCAGUUACACAAACGCCUAUCAAUAAUAAUUUGAACCCUCCGUCUAAUCCAUCUGGCAGAGAGACACCGACUGCUCACAUUUCUAACCGCCCGCCUAACCCUCCUCCUCGAGAUUUAUAA
Candida dubliniensis CD36 is the source of this 666-nucleotide messenger RNA. RefSeq lists its product as uncharacterized. The coding region runs from base 1 to 666 and encodes 221 amino acids. NCBI's taxonomy places the organism in Eukaryota, Fungi, Ascomycota, Pichiomycetes, Serinales, Debaryomycetaceae. The transcript is spliced from 2 exons. The record is from RefSeq and is a predicted model, not a curated record.